Rhinichthys klamathensis goyatoka is the source of this 1814-nucleotide messenger RNA. It is a transcript of the gene oxtrb, whose product is annotated as oxytocin receptor b. Bases 325 to 1473 code for a protein of 382 amino acids. The transcript has 3 exons. Gene Ontology annotation, cellular component: membrane. Gene Ontology annotation, biological process: maternal process involved in parturition; regulation of systemic arterial blood pressure by vasopressin; G protein-coupled receptor signaling pathway. The record is from RefSeq and is a predicted model, not a curated record. Gene Ontology annotation, molecular function: oxytocin receptor activity; peptide binding; vasopressin receptor activity. NCBI's taxonomy places the organism in Eukaryota, Metazoa, Chordata, Actinopteri, Cypriniformes, Leuciscidae.
UGCAGCUGGACAAAGCCACCCAGUGCAGUCGCAUAUAACUGUGCUCUGCUUUGAGGUUUGUGCAGACAGACCUGCUGUAUCCCAUAGAACCCAUAGGAGAAAGUAAACGCUGCAGAUUUGCUAUGAGCAAUACUUCCAUUUCAAACCCAAGACAUACAGAAUGAAUCUCUUCCGAAAUACAUUUCAGUGAACUGGACCGAAUUUUUGUCAUCGACAUUUACUGGAAAUUGUCCAUCAAAACAGCAUCCUUUCGACUCAUGUGUCACGAUAUAUAGCGCGUGAGAGCCGCUAUAACAGCGCGCUCAUCCGCGCAUUUUACGCACAAUGGAGAGCCUGCUGAAAGACGUGAUUAUCUGGCACUUCAACGACUCCUGGGUGAAUUCAAGCAGGGGAAACGACAGCAGGGGAUCGAACCAAACCGUAAACCCUCUCAAGCGCAACGAAGAAGUGGCUAAAGUCGAAGUAACCGUCCUUGUGUGUAUUCUGCUGCUGGCGCUCGCCGGCAACCUGUGCGUCCUUGUGGCUAUCCAGACGAGUAAACACGGUCAAUCGCGGAUGUACUAUUUUAUGAAACACCUGAGCAUAGCUGACCUGGUGGUGGCGGUUUUUCAAGUUCUCCCCCAACUUAUCUGGGACAUCACCUUUCGCUUUUAUGGACCAGACUUUCUGUGCCGCCUGGUGAAGUACCUACAGGUGGUUGGCAUGUUCGCAUCCACUUACAUGCUCGUGCUGAUGUCUAUCGACAGAUGUUUGGCUAUAUGGCAGCCUCUGCGAUCCUUGCGUCGUCGAAAGGACCGUUUUUAUGUUUUGGCCUCUUGGAUUAUAAGCCUGCUCUUCAGUUUACCACAGGUUUACAUCUUCUCUCUCAAAGAAGUGGGUGAUGGGGUUUUCGACUGCUGGGGGGAUUUUGUUCAGCCCUGGGGCGCAAAGGCUUACGUCACAUGGAUUAGUCUCACCAUCUAUAUCAUUCCUGUAGCUAUUUUAAGCGUUUGUUAUGGACUUAUUAGUUAUAAAAUAUGGCAAAACUUUAAGCUGAAGACUCGACGCAAUCAGUGCCUGUCGCUGACCCCGCGACCCGCCAAGGGCACCGCGCUCUCCCGCGUCAGCAGCGUCAAGUUGAUCUCCAAAGCUAAGAUCAGGACAGUGAAAAUGACGUUUGUGAUCGUCCUGGCUUAUAUUAUCUGCUGGACGCCGUUUUUCUUUGUUCAGAUGUGGUCAGCCUGGGAUCCAAUGGCUCCAAGAGAAGCUAUGGCAUUCAUCAUUGCAAUGCUUUUGGCCAGUCUAAACAGCUGUUGUAACCCCUGGAUCUACAUGUUUUUCGCUGGUCAUCUGUUCCGGGAUCUCAUGCAGCGCUGUCUUAUGGCAUCUCGCUGUGGCUGUAAGAGGCAGUGGAGAUCUGAAAGCCAUUCAGGCACGGGUGUAAUGAGGAACACCGGCAGCCAGAAGAGUGUGACACAGUCCUCUACUACAUGAAAGAAAGUUGGAAUGACUGCAGUUCGUAUAUAACCAUCAUGGAAAGAACAAGAAGAUCACAUAAGCUAAGGAAUCAUUAAUAUGAUUUUUACUCAUGUGGUGCAGAGUAGACCUCAGCUAUAUAGACAUGCAAUCCUCUUCAGCCUAAAAUAUGUAUCUUAACGAAAGUAUAAUGCUUGACCUGUAACAGUUUUUGGAACAGGAGCCAUUUACAUCUAUCCAUGCAUUCUCCAAACCGCUCAAGGCCCGUUCACACCAAGAACGAUAACUAUACAGAUAAAUAGAACGAUAACUAUAUUAGCAUCCACACCAGUGGAUGAUAUCGAUCUGUUUAUUAACCG